Molecule: messenger RNA, 3954 nt
Organism: Bacillus rossius redtenbacheri
Lineage: Eukaryota; Metazoa; Arthropoda; Insecta; Phasmatodea; Bacillidae
Product: mucin-2-like
Exons: 4
Coding region: 1-3954 (1317 amino acids)
Source: RefSeq, a predicted model, not a curated record
AUGCAGUUUGUGGGCGAGGAGCUCAGACGCCAUUGGCGGGCGGGUGCGUCAGAGAGCUGUCAGGCCGGCGCCGUCCAGACGACGGGGGUUGAAGAGGCGUCCCACGCUGACUCGGCGCGGCUGGGGUUGGCACCCCCGGAUUUAGUGCCGCCCUUCUCCGCCCCACCUCCCCUGCCGCGCACCGGGUCCCGUGUCCGGCCGGUGGAGAGAGUGCUCACCUCGGCCACCUAUAGCCCACCUCCCCUGCCGCGCUCCGGGUCCCGUGUCCGGCCGGUGGAGAGAGUGCUCACCUCGGCCACCUAUAGCCCACCUCCCCUGCCGCGCACCGGGUCCCGUGUCCGGCCGGUGGAGAGAGUGCUCACCUCGGCCACCUAUAGCCCACCUCCCCUGCCGCGCUCCGGGUCCCGUGUCCGGCCGGUGGAGAGAGUGCUCACCUCGGCCACCUAUAGCCCACCUCCCCUGCCGCGCACCGGGUCCCGUGUCCGGCCGGUGGAGAGAGUGCUCACCUCGGCCACCUAUAGCCCACCUCCCCUGCCGCGCUCCGGGUCCCGUGUCCGGCCGGUAAAGAGAGUGCUCACCUCGGCCACCUAUAGCCCACCUCCCCUGCCGCGCACCGGGUCCCGUGUCCGGCCGGUGGAGAGAGCGCUCACCUCGGCCACCUAUAGCCCACCUCCCCUGCCGCGCUCCGGGUCCCGUGUCCGGCCGGUGGAGAGAGUGCUCACCUCGGCCACCUAUAGCCCACCUCCCCUGCCGCGCACCGGGUCCCGUGUCCGGCCGGUGGAGAGAGUGCUCACCUCGGCCACCUAUAGCCCACCUCCCCUGCCGCGCUCCGGGUCCCGUGUCCGGCCGGUGGAGAGAGUGCUCACCUCGGCCACCUAUAGCCCACCUCCCCUGCCGCGCACCGGGUCCCGUGUCCGGCCGGUGGAGAGAGUGCUCACCUCGGCCACCUAUAGCCCACCUCCCCUGCCGCGCUCCGGGUCCCGUGUCCGGCCGGUGGAGAGAGUGCUCACCUCGGCCACCUAUAGCCCACCUCCCCUGCCGCGCACCGGGUCCCGUGUCCGGCCGGUGGAGAGAGUGCUCACCUCGGCCACCUAUAGCCCACCUCCCCUGCCGCGCUCCGGGUCCCGUGUCCGGCCGGUGGAGAGAGUGCUCACCUCGGCCACCUAUAGCCCACCUCCCCUGCCGCGCACCGGGUCCCGUGUCCGGCCGGUGGAGAGAGUGCUCACCUCGGCCACCUAUAGCCCACCUCCCCUGCCGCGCUCCGGGUCCCGUGUCCGGCCGGUAAAGAGAGUGCUCACCUCGGCCACCUAUAGCCCACCUCCCCUGCCGCGCACCGGGUCCCGUGUCCGGCCGGUGGAGAGAGCGCUCACCUCGGCCACCUAUAGCCCACCUCCCCUGCCGCGCACCGGGUCCCGUGUCCGGCCGGUGGAGAGAGUGCUCACCUCGGCCACCUAUAGCCCACCUCCCCUGCCGCGCACCGGGUCCCGUGUCCGGCCGGUGGAGAGAGUGCUCACCUCGGCCACCUAUAGCCCACCUCCCCUGCCGCGCUCCGGGUCCCGUGUCCGGCCGGUAAAGAGAGUGCUCACCUCGGCCACCUAUAGCCCACCUCCCCUGCCGCGCACCGGGUCCCGUGUCCGGCCGGUGGAGAGAGCGCUCACCUCGGCCACCUAUAGCUCACCUCCCCUGCCGCGCACCGGGUCCCGUGUCCGGCCGGUGGAGAGAGUGCUCACCUCGGCCACCUAUAGCCCACCUCCCCUGCCGCGCACCGGGUCCCGUGUCCGGCCGGUGGAGAGAGUGCUCACCUCGGCCACCUAUAGCCCACCUCCCCUGCCGUGCUCCGGGUCCCGUGUCCGGCCGGUGGAGAGAGUGCUCACCUCGGCCACCUAUAGCCCACCUCCCCUGCCGCGCACCGGGUCCCGUGUCCGGCCGGUGGAGAGAGUGCUCACCUCGGCCACCUAUAGCCCACCUCCCCUGCCGCGCUCCGGGUCCCGUGUCCGGCCGGUGGAGAGAGUGCUCACCUCGGCCACCUAUAGCCCACCUCCCCUGCCGCGCACCGGGUCCCGUGUCCGGCCGGUGGAGAGAGUGCUCACCUCGGCCACCUAUAGCCCACCUCCCCUGCCGCGCUCCGGGUCCCGUGUCCGGCCGGUGGAGAGAGUGCUCACCUCGGCCACCUAUAGCCCACCUCCCCUGCCGCGCACCGGGUCCCGUGUCCGGCCGGUGGAGAGAGUGCUCACCUCGGCCACCUAUAGCCCACCUCCCCUGCCGCGCUCCGGGUCCCGUGUCCGGCCGGUAAAGAGAGUGCUCACCUCGGCCACCUAUAGCCCACCUCCCCUGCCGCGCACCGGGUCCCGUGUCCGGCCGGUGGAGAGAGCGCUCACCUCGGCCACCUAUAGCCCACCUCCCCUGCCGCGCACCGGGUCCCGUGUCCGGCCGGUGGAGAGAGCGCUCACCUCGGCCACCUAUAGCCCACCUCCCCUGCCGCGCACCAGGUCCCGUGUCCGGCCGGUGGAGAGAGUGCUCACCUCGGCCACCUAUAGCCCACCUCCCCUGCCGCGCACCGGGUCCCGUGUCCGGCCGGUGGAGAGAGCGCUCACCUCGGCCACCUAUAGCCCACCUCCCCUGCCGCGUACCGGGUCCCGUGUCCGGCCGGUGGAGAGAGUGCUCACCUCGGCCACCUAUAGCCCACCUCCCCUGCCGCGCACCGGGUCCCGUGUCCGGCCGGUGGAGAGAGUGCUCACCUCGGCCACCUAUAGCCGACCUCCCCUGCCGCGCACCGGGUCCCGUGUCCGGCCGGUGGAGAGAGUGCUCACCUCGGCCACCUAUAGCCCACCUCCCCUGCCGCGCACCGGGUCCCGUGUCCGGCCGGUGGAGAGAGUGCUCACCUCGGCCACCUAUAGCCCACCUCCCCUGCCGCGCACCGGGUCCCGUGUCCGGCCGGUGGAGAGAGCGCUCACCUCGGCCACCUAUAGCCCACCUCCCCUGCCGCGCACCGGGUCCCGUGUCCGGCCGGUGGAGAGAGCGCUCACCUCGGCCACCUAUAGCCCACCUCCCCUGCCGCGCACCGGGUCCCGUGUCCGGCCGGUGGAGAGAGUGCUCACCUCGGCCACCUAUAGCCCACCUCCCCUGCCGCGCACCGGGUCCCGUGUCCGGCCGGUGGAGAGAGUGCUCACCUCGGCCACCUAUAGCCCACCUCCCCUGCCGCGCUCCGGGUCCCGUGUCCGGCCGGUGGAGAGAGUGCUCACCUCGGCCACCUAUAGCCCACCUCCCCUGCCGCGCACCGGGUCCCGUGUCCGGCCGGUGGAGAGAGUGCUCACCUCGGCCACCUAUAGCCCACCUCCCCUGCCGCGCACCGGGUCCCGUGUCCGGCCGGUGGAGAGAGUGCUCACCUCGGCCACCUAUAGCCCACCUCCCCUGCCGCGCUCCGGGUCCCGUGUCCGGCCGGUGGAGAGAGUGCUCACCUCGGCCACCUAUAGCCCACCUCCCCUGCCGCGCUCCGGGUCCAGUGUCCGGCCGGUGGAGAGAGUGCUCACCUCGGCCACCUAUAGCCCACCUCCCCUGCCGCGCUCCGGGUCCCGUGUCCGGCCGGUGGAGAGAGCGCUCACCUCGGCCACCUAUAGCCCACCUCCCCUGCCGCGCACCGGGUCCCGUGUCCGGCCGGUGGAGAGAGUGCUCACCUCGGCCACCUAUAGCCCACCUCCCCUGCCGCGCUCCGGGUCCCGUGUCCGGCCGGUGGAGAGAGUGCUCACCUCGGCCACCUAUAGCCCACCUCCCCUGCCGCGCACCGGGUCCCGUGUCCGGCCGGUGGAGAGAGUGCUCACCUCGGCCACCUAUAGCCCACCUCCCCUGCCGCGCUCCGGGUCCGGUGUCCGGCCGGCGGAGAGAACGCACGACAGGGCGACGUUGCCGGCUGGGCGGCUGUCGGGCCGGCUACCACGCGAGGCGACAGAUGAUUAA